Messenger RNA from Aedes albopictus (Asian tiger mosquito), 749 nucleotides. It is a transcript of the gene CSN8, whose product is annotated as COP9 signalosome complex subunit 8. The transcript has 3 exons. The record is from RefSeq and is a predicted model, not a curated record. Lineage: Eukaryota; Metazoa; Arthropoda; Insecta; Diptera; Culicidae. Gene Ontology annotation, biological process: protein deneddylation; COP9 signalosome assembly. Gene Ontology annotation, cellular component: COP9 signalosome. Bases 104 to 667 code for a protein of 187 amino acids.
AUGGACGUAAACAAAAUAAUCCAAAAAUAUCAUUCGGCUGCGGUUCGGUUCGCAUUGUUCAACAAAUUAAACUUAAAUAAAAGUAGUUUUAAGUAAUAGAAACAUGUUUUUCGAAAAGAUUCGACAGCUCACACUUUUGCUGGAGAAGCAGGAAUUGGAGGCUCCGAAUGGCAUCGUUUCGGUUCAGCUGUACUCGGAACUGUUCGCGGCUUACCUCUAUCAGAACGACCUAUCUAAUGCCCGGUACCUCUGGAAACGGAUUCCGCCGAGUGUGAAAGCUGGCCACGCCGAACUGGAGCAGAUGUACAAAGUGUUCCAGUGCCAGUGGAACAACGACACGGCCGGGUUCUACAAGGCCAUCAACUACGACUGGUCCAAGCAUGUGUCCGAGCUGAUGUUCGAAUUGAAGGAGAAAAUGCAGCAAGAAACCGUAAACCUGAUCGGCCGGGCUUACAGUUCGAUUUUUGAGAACGUCCUCGCCGAAAUGACUAACCAAACGCCGGACAUGAUCGACGAGAUGUGCAAGAAUCUGAACUGGGAGAUUGUCGAAGGUCCACGCCCACGGUUGAUUCUGCCCAAACAUCCACCGACGGAUAAACCCUUGGUGGUUACCGCAGAAGACCAGCUGCAAAAGUUGACAGAUUUUGUGUCGUUUUUGGAAAAUUGAUUUGCUUUCUGGAAUUUGAACUUUCUGAAGUUUAAUUACUCAUGUACAUUUAUUGAUUUGAAAUAAACGAUUAUCUUAUGAA